Molecule: messenger RNA, 121 nt
Organism: Acanthisitta chloris (rifleman)
Lineage: Eukaryota; Metazoa; Chordata; Aves; Passeriformes; Acanthisittidae
Product: cytochrome b-c1 complex subunit 10
Exons: 1
Biological process (GO): mitochondrial electron transport, ubiquinol to cytochrome c
Cellular component (GO): mitochondrial inner membrane
Source: RefSeq, a predicted model, not a curated record
GACUCCCACCCUGGUGACAUGGGGCACCGUGGCCGGUGUCGGUGUCAUCUGGGCCACAGACUGGAAGUUGGUCCUGCAGUAUGUUCCGUACAUCGGUGGCAAGUACAAGACUGAAGACUGA